GAUUUUUUUUUUCGCUUCAACAGCAUAGAUCAACUAGGUCAACUAGAUCAACUCAGCGCCUUAGUCUCCUGUUGGCCCGUUCGCGUUGAGUUAGAGUCUGGCAUCGUCGGUGAUUCUUGCGUGGAUAUCUCAACAAAUGGCCGACAUCGAGGAACGGCUGAAAAGCCACUCUGACGCCUUCAGCGGGCUGAUGUCUUUGAUUCCUUCGAAAUACUACUAUGGAGAAGACGUCAGCGAUCAAUGGCUCAAGAAAAAGCAAACGAAAGAGCAAGCGAGAAACGCCAAGCGAGCGAAACUUGACCCCGAUGCAUCCAAGUCUGCAAAAGAUGUACUCGAUGAGAACGCGCGGAAACGGAAGCGAGACGAAGAGAACGAAGAAAAUGGGAGCCAAUCCUCUGAGAGCGAGCUAGGCUCAGAACUUCCUAAAGAAGGGCUCAAGCGUGGCGACGCCAAGCCCAAGAAACAAAAGCAAUCAGAGUCGACGGAAGAUAGCAAUGAAUCUGAAGAGGCUAAGAGUAACAAAUCCGACGAGACCAAGGAACGACGGAAAGCAAAAGCCGAGAAAAAGGCACUGGAAAAAGCUGCCCAGCGAGAAAAAAGAAAGGCCGAAAAGACAAACAAGAAGAAACAAUCUGAAAAACAACCACCCGCUGUGGAAAAGCAACCUGCAGUAUCAAAUAUUGAGCCUGAAACCUCGGAAAAUUCUGAAGUAGAAGACAACGUAGAUGCAGAUCUGGACGCCGUCGAAGGGUUUAACAAAGAUCAAGCAUCAGAAGACACAUCUUCCGUCUCCUCCAAUCCAGAUUCUUCAAAUUUCGACAUGUCGAACAAUACCUCCGGCAGCUCAUCCAUAUCAUCUAUUGUACCCCCCAACGAUGCUACAUCAACAGCCCCCAAGACCGGGCCCAAAUCUCUGAAAUCGACACCGGAAGAAUUAAAACAACGACUGCAGAAGCGUCUUGCAGAACUGCGGGCGGCCCGGCACGCGGAUGGUUUUGAUGGAAAGCCCGCACGCACUCGACAAGAACUUAUCGAAGCCCGACGGCGGAAGGCCGAAGAGCGCAAGCAACACAAGAAAGAAUUACGACGAAAGUCCAAGGAAGAAGAGGAACGAAAGAAAGACGAUGAAAUGCAACAACGGUUUUCGCCAGGCGGGACUGGUUCACUACUUGCAUCGCCGCGCUCUCCCGCCGAAUCGCUCAAUGCUGGCUCGAAUAACUUUUCUUUCGGAAGAAUCGCUUUCCCAGAUGGCCAGCACGCUGACCCCACGCUCUCACGUCUCUUGGACGACAAGACCAAGCAAGGUCCCCGAGACCCGCUGGCUGCUCUCAAAGUGGCUGAAACUAAGAAGGCUCGUCUCGAUAGUUUUGACGCCGAAAAGCGGGCUGAAAUUGAAGAGAAAGACAUGUGGCUGAACGCGAAGAAGCGAGCUCACGGCGAACGAGUGCGUGACGAUACAUCGUUGCUCAAGAAGGCCCUCAAGCGGAAAGAAUCCGCCAAGAAGAAAUCAGAGAGAGAAUGGAGGGAAAGGAUAGACGGCGUCACAAAGGGCAAAGAGAUGAGGCAACAACGCCGUGACGACAACAUUCGAAAGAGGAAAGAAGAGCGAGGCGCCGGUGGAAAGAAAGCAGGAAAGGGGAAGCCCAAGGCUCGACCGGGAUUUGAGGGAAGCUUCAAGUCCAAGGCUGGUGCAAAGAGAAAAUAAGAGCGUGUAAUAAUUCUGGUCUUGGGUGUAUUAUGAUGAUCACAUUUGAUGACCCAUGUCUUUCUUAUCCUGUAGAAGGCAUCGAACAUUGUACAGCGUGCCCCUUGGCAUCUUCAUAUCAUUGUUUGGUUAAUAGCGCGGCAUUAGUCUGAUAUUACAAACAAAAGUUAUUUC
Talaromyces proteolyticus is the source of this 1879-nucleotide messenger RNA. Its product is annotated as surfeit locus protein 6-domain-containing protein. The record is from RefSeq and is a predicted model, not a curated record. Bases 137 to 1705 code for a protein of 522 amino acids. Gene Ontology annotation, biological process: ribosomal large subunit biogenesis; ribosomal small subunit biogenesis. Gene Ontology annotation, cellular component: nucleolus. Gene Ontology annotation, molecular function: DNA binding; RNA binding. The transcript is spliced from 3 exons. NCBI's taxonomy places the organism in Eukaryota, Fungi, Ascomycota, Eurotiomycetes, Eurotiales, Trichocomaceae.